Molecule: messenger RNA, 2058 nt
Organism: Hyposmocoma kahamanoa
Lineage: Eukaryota; Metazoa; Arthropoda; Insecta; Lepidoptera; Cosmopterigidae
Product: G-protein coupled receptor moody-like
Exons: 3
Coding region: 246-1547 (433 amino acids)
Biological process (GO): G protein-coupled receptor signaling pathway
Cellular component (GO): membrane
Molecular function (GO): G protein-coupled receptor activity
Source: RefSeq, a predicted model, not a curated record
AUUAAUUGUCACCCUAUCUCAUCAUGCACCCUAAAUAACUAAAGCAUAUAUCUUUACAGAUACGUCACAGAGCGAUACGGAGCGUUUCCUGACCAGCUGCGGUCCGAUCCAUCGAAAUGCCUUAUCAGAACACACUCUUACUCAAACUGUUUAGUAUCACUCAUUAUCACGAACUGGAAACACGUCCUCCGAAAGCAAUGGACGAUCGGCAAUGGGACUAAGAAUAAUAUGUGUGAAAGGUUAAAAUGGCGGACCUUCUGCCUAGUUUACCGGGGAGCACGCCUCAUGGGCUAAACGUGUCUCUAGAUGACUUCACUACGGACCAGGAUUUGGCAAAUGUGCAACUGUUCAAACAUUAUUCUGAAGGUCUUCUGCGAUUUGCUUCUGUGUCCUGUGUGCUGUUCAUGUUGGUGGGUAUCCCGGGGAACUUGAUCACUAUCAUCGCUUUGGCGCGCUGUAAGAAGGUACGCAACGCGACAGCAGUAUUCAUAAUGAAUCUGUCCUGUUCGGAUCUCCUGUUCUGCUGUUUUAACUUGCCACUGGCUGCAUCGACCUUCUGGAGCCGCUCCUGGACUCAUGGAAGGACGCUGUGUCGCAUGUUCCCUCUGGCCAGAUAUGCGCUUGUUGCUGUCUCACUAUUCACUGUACUCGCCAUCACGAUUAAUAGAUACGUUAUGAUCUCACAUCCUCGCAUCUAUCCAAAAUUAUACAAACGCCAAUACUUAGCCAUUAUGGUGGCUAGCACGUGGAUCUUCUCGUUCGGCGCGCUAGUGGCUACGUUCUUAGAAAAGUGGGGUCGUUUCGGAUUAGAUCCAACUAUCGGCUCUUGUUCCAUCCUUCCCGACAAAAACAAUAGAUCCCCCAAGGAAUUCUUAUUUGUCGGUGCGUUUAUGCUUCCAUGCUUAGCAAUAGUCAUAUGCUAUGCCAGGAUAUUUUGCAUAGUUAGAGAAGCCGCUAGAAAAUCUCGUGCACCUGCCAGAGGCAGAGGCCGGCCCGGACUAGAAGAUUCAGCUGUAGGAUCAGCAUCCACUGCUCUGGAACGCUCUCCUGGACCAGAAAACGGAUUAACGCAUGUUGUGAAACCAAAAAGAAAUCUACUAGCUCCACCUGCUUUACAUUGCCCACCGACUCCGGGCCCUGAACGAUCCUCCUCCUCUGGCGUGGACACUCUUGAUGGCCAUGAUGAAGAAUCAGCAUUGGAUGCAAAAUCACGAAUUCCAAGUGGUGUGGAAACAGCUAAGAGAUUGAAACAAGCUGCUGUUGUCCUACGCCGGUCUCCUGCAUCGGUAAAACCUCCGCGACUCACUCAUAAAGACAGAAAACUGCUAAAGAUGAUAAUGGCUAUAAUGCUCUCGUUUUGGGUUUGCUACCUGCCCAUUACGUUGACGAAGCUAUUUAGGAACUUCACAUCUAACCCUGUAGCUAAUAUUGCAGGAUAUUUGUUGAUUUACCUGACAACGUGUAUCAAUCCGAUUAUUUAUGUUGUGAUGUCCAGUGAAUACCGGCAGGCUUACAAGAAUCUGCUGAUGUGUCGGCGAUGGGCGUGACGUUCGUCCGGCGAUGGUGUCUCGGAGAAGCGCCCGCCGUGACUAUACAUCAAUGGGUGAACAUAAAAACACCCUCGUUAAAAAAUCACCAGACUUUCUAUGAACUACAAUACUCAUAUAACCUCCGUGAUUUUUAUGUGUUGUCUGUUAGGUAUGUACUUUGGUUAGAAUUGCGAGCCGUCCGUGAUCGUGCUAAUGGAACGAAUGGGAAUGUUUUAAAGUAAUUUUUAAUGGUAUUCCUCAAGGAGAAUUCCAUUGUAAAUAAUAGGAGUAAAUUGUCUUUUCAAGGUUACAAUUGUAAAAUAACACGUUCGAUACAAUAUGUGGUAUGUUAUUUACGCGUACAUAGAUAUCGUCAGUUAUUCAUAACUAUUUAUGUCUAACUAUAUGUCACAUUGUGUAUUGUGAAAUACUAUCUGAGUGUAAUUUAUUUAAGGCCAUAGCUACAUAUUAUUCAUUGUUUUAAGUAUUACUUAUUGAUACCGAUGCUGGUAAUGUCAAGCGAAUUUUA